Trypanosoma cruzi is the source of this 1032-nucleotide messenger RNA. RefSeq lists its product as uncharacterized. Bases 1 to 1032 code for a protein of 343 amino acids. The record is from RefSeq and is a predicted model, not a curated record. The transcript has a single exon. Lineage: Eukaryota; Euglenozoa; Kinetoplastea; Trypanosomatida; Trypanosomatidae.
AUGGUUGCCACCCCUGCGCCGGUGCGGGGGCCGGCAUCAAUGCUCACAGAGAAGCAGCUGACGACUCUUCUUAGCAUCGAGGGCGACGUACAACUUAAGGCAGCACAGCUCAGUAUGUUGUGCUGCGAGUACCGGACGAAUUUGACACGAAUUUUGCUGCACUACGAGCCACUCAUGGCACCACUGCGGUCCGUAAUGUUUGCCGGUUUACAGAAAGUAAAGUACAUUGAAACUCAGCUUACAUGGUUGGAGCGCGUUAUUGUUCUUCAAGAGCGUCGUGGCGGGUCGAAGAUGCUUCCUCCGCGUGAACUGCAGGCGAUUGAAAACGACCUCAUGAUAAAUGUACGGAAAGAAAUGCAAGAAAGUUAUCAGCAGCUUGACGUUACGACAAAAGAAGAACUUGCAGUGUUACGCAAUUACGAAUUUCCACCGAAGCAGGCGUUGGUAACAAUGGCAAUGGCGAUGCGGGUGCGUGGAGAGGAGGAUACACGGUGGUCCAACGUGCAAGUAGUGCUUAGCGACAAUUACUUUUUCACCUUUUUCAUCAGUCGUGCCCAGGCGUUGCUCCUGCGGCCUCUUGCGGACGAUUUGCUGGAGGAGUUGGAGGUUUACUGUUCCUCACCCGAUCACGCCCCAGAGUCACUUGCCCUUGUUUCCGUACCGCUUGCCGCCAUUGGGCGAUGGCUAUGGGCAGUGCGGGAUCACUACCGUGUGAAGAAGAUUGUUUCGUUGCCCGACCCGCCCAUGACUGUAGAUGAAAGGCGACAAAUGGUAAAGCGCCUGCGGAACGAGUUACAGAUAAUUAAGGAGAACAUGAGUUCCGCAUCUGACGAGUUGAAUAAACUGCAGGAGCAGGCAGUUCGCAGGACGGUGGAGGUGCGUAACGAGUACGACGACACCAUGUGUCCGCUGCAUGACUCCUUUGAAAAAAAGACAGCAGAGUUUAUCAAAGUACUGGAAGGAAAGGAUGUGGCUGCUGAAGAGAAAGCGAAUGAACCCCGGCAAGAAGAAGCAGAAGAGGUCGAGCUGUAA